Molecule: messenger RNA, 2273 nt
Organism: Alosa alosa (allis shad)
Lineage: Eukaryota; Metazoa; Chordata; Actinopteri; Clupeiformes; Clupeidae
Gene: klc1a
Product: kinesin light chain 1a
Biological process (GO): axo-dendritic transport
Cellular component (GO): membrane-bounded organelle; cytoplasm; kinesin complex
Molecular function (GO): kinesin binding
Source: RefSeq, a predicted model, not a curated record
CGCAGCCGGAUUAGAGAGACAGAUGCGUCUGGUGCUGUCAGACCUGGGAACAACUUCAGAAGAAACUCGCUGUGCUCAUGUAAACUAAAGAAUGGUCUCCACUCCUAACUAGUCUCUGUCACAGUCUCGAAAAGCUACCUAGCUAGCUGUUUCGCUCUUAGAAGGUGACGUUAUCCUUAAAUAGGUAACAUUAGCUGUAGCUAAUUUAGUGACAAGCUAGCUAGCAUAGCUAUCAAUCCCAUACAAACCACACUAUUCGGCUGGAGUGCUUCCUUCCGGAGUCCGGAAGAUAGGGCACCAGCGAUUCUUGUUUAAGCCGGUUAAUCGGCAUAAAAUAAUUAACCACAGACACGGCGGUGAGGCGGAACUUUGAGAAUUUCUGUACUGCGUGACGAGAGUCUGGAACCAAGCCGAACAACACACCCUGUCAGAAAGUCUGGCAUCUGGAUGUCCUGCGGAACGGAUGCGUGAGGACAUGUCGAGUGCGGUGUGUGUGUCGGAGGGUGCGGAGGUGUGUGUGGGCGCCGGCGAGGUGUGUGUGGCGCAGGAGGAGCUGGUGGCUCGGACGCGGGAGGUGGUGCAGGGGCUGGAGGCGCUGCGAGCCAGGCUGCAGGCCAUCCUGGAGGACUUCGUCCGGAACAUCGAGUGCCUGCCUCAAACACCAUGAAAGGCCAAUGCCCAGGACGACAAACAAACAUCAUCCACACUCCCUGACAUGCUGGAGCUCGGACUCAGCGAAGCACAGGUGAUGCUGGCUCUGUCGGGUCACCUGAGCGUGGUGGAGGCAGAGAAGCAGAAGCUGCGGGCGCAGGUGCGUCGUCUGUGCCAGGAGAACCAGUGGCUUGGAGACGAGCUGGCCAACCGCAGAAGCAAGCAAGCGGCCCGGCAAGGCGUGGCCCAGCUGGACGAGGAGAAGAAGCAUCUCGAGUUCAUGAACCAGCUCAAGAAAUACGACCAGGACCUCAGCCCCACGGAUGACAAAGACUCGGACUCGGGUAGGGAGACUCUGGAUGACCUGUUUCCUGAUGACCAGGACGAGCCUGGACCCAUCCAGCCCCCCCACAGUAGCAGCAGUGCGGCGGCGGUGGCGGCUCAGCAGGGGGGCUACGAGAUCCCGGCGCGUCUGCGCACGCUGCACAACCUGGUGAUCCAAUGCAGCGUGGGGUAAGCUCACGAGGUGGCGUCGCUCUGCAAGCGGCUCGAGGACCUGGAGAAGGCGUCGACCCACGACCACCGCGUGGCCACCAUGCUCAACAUCCUGGCUCUCGUCUACAGGGAUCAGAACAAGUACAAAGAGGCAGCAAACCUGCUGAACGACGCACUGGCUAUCAGAGAGAAGACGCUGGGCAGGGAUCAUCCAGCGGUGGCGGCUACACUGAAUAACUUGGCGGUCCUCUAUGGGAAGAGAGGGAAGUACAAGGAGGCGGAGCCACUGUGCAAACGUGCACUGGAGAUCAGAGAAAAGGUGCUUGGGAAGGAGCAUCCUGAUGUGGCGAAGCAGCUGAACAACCUGGCGCUGCUGUGUCAGAAUCAGGGCAAGUACGAUGAGGUGGAGUACUACUACCAGCGUGCGCUCCACAUCUACCAGAACCGCCUGGGCCCAGACGCACUUGAACGUGCUGCCAAGACCAAGAACACCCCAGGGACACAGAGGGAGGCCGCCAUGCGCUCCCGCAAGCAGGGUCUGGACUCGGCCCAUAAGCAGCGUGUUGCGGAGGUGCUGGGCGACCCGGACGCUCGUGAGAAGCAGCGGAGUCGUGAGAGUCUGACUUCUGACACGGUCAAGUACGAGAGCGGCCCCGAUGGGGGGGAAGAAGUGAGUAUGAGCUUGGAGUGGAACGGGGAUGGUUCUGGUUCUCUGAAGCGGAGCGGAUCCUUCAGUAAGCUCCGAGCCUCCAUACGGCGCAGCAGUGAGAAGCUGGUGCGCAAACUCAAGGGUGGGGGUAACCGUGACAACGAGCCCAAGAACCCCGGCAUGAAGAGGGCCAGCUCCCUGGGUGUUCUGAACGUCCCGGACAAACCUGUGGGAGAGGCUUUCAAAGAGCGAAAUCAUCGUCUGAGGAAGACCCGUGACUUGAGUGCCAGUCACACUGACCUGGCACACUGAUGACUCCGCCCACCAGGCACACACCAGCUCCAACAGGAAGCCCCACCCCAUCAGAAGUCUCCGCCCCUUCUGCCUGGACUUCCUGUCCUCACAUGGCUCAACCCAGACUUGAGGACACACUGAACUCACAACUGGCCUUACCUGCACUGACUGGGACACACACACA